AUGGGGAGCCAACCCAGGUCCGGUAUACUCGAUAUAAGGAGUCCCUCUGCUGGCAGAAGGGCGCAGAGUAUAUCCAGCAGUAGUAGCCUGCGCAGUGCUAGUGGUUUGAAGGGGAGGCAAGAGGGGGAGCAAGAGAGAGGAGAAGAAGGGAGAGAGGGAAAAGAGGGAGAGGAGGGAGAGGAGGGGAGGAAGGGAAGGCAGGUGGUAAGGAAAGGAGGAGAAGGAGGAGGAAGUGCAGCAGGAAGCAGCUCGACUCCUGAUCAUGGCCCUAGGACCAAUUGGAUGCCUCCACGUGGCAGCCAGAAGAGCCUCAGCAGCCUGACGGAGGAUGGUGACGUGGCAGGGGCGGUGAGUGUGGGUGGGGGGAAGGGGGAGGGCGGGGAGGACGAUUGGAGUUACUACUUUGGGGAGGAGGAGACGUCUGUUCAUGGUAAGACUCAAUCGCGAGUGACUGGAAUCACCUCUCCCAAAGGGGGAUACAGCAGGGGUGGAGAUGAUGACGAUGAGGAUGAGUGUGGGGAGGAGGAAGAGGAGGAGGAUGGGGAGGAGCGGGAGGAGGAAGGCGAUGGGGCAGGAGACGAAGCAACGGAGCAAGCCCAUGCAGGGGGAGCAGCAGCAGCGAGGGGGGAGGUAUAUCUGGGGGAGGACCAUUCAUUCGGGCAGGCGCUAUCCACUUUAGACUUCUGGCUGCUGUAUGGGGGGCUGGUGUGCGGCUUUGGUGCGGGGCUGACAGCCAUCACGAACCUGGCGCAGAUCGGCGAGGCACAGGGGUACGGCAAUGCGCAGGUGCUCACAUCCCUCGUCAGCAUCUGGCAGUUCCUUGGGCGGCUGGCCAGUGGAUCGCUGUCGGAGCAUUUUGUCAGAGCCCACGGCAUGCCACGCCCCAUGGCCCUGGCGGCCAUUCAGCUGCUCAUGGCAGUGGGGCACCUCGCCUUCGCCCUGGCCCCACCAGGAGGCGUGUACCUGGGAUCGCUGCUCAUAGGCUUCACAUACGGGGGCCUGUGCUCCGUCAUGCCUGUCAUCGCAGCAGAGCUCUUCGGCCGUCGCUGCCUCGGCCUGCUCUACAACUCCCUUCUCGCCGCCGCCCCCCUUGGCUCCUACCUCUUCUCAGGAGUGCUGGCGGGGUACCUCUAUGAAAUAGAGGCACAGAAAGACAGAGGGAUCACAGCAGCCCUAGCGGGGGCAGCAUCGUGGCUAACACCCGGGGGAGAUGCAGUGAGGACUGGAGGGGGGGGUGGAGGAGGAGAGGGGCCCAAGGCAUGUCACGGGGCGCACUGCUUCCGCAUCAUCUUCCUCAUCCUCACCGCCGUCUGUGUGCUGGGCGCUGCUGUCAACCUGCUCGUUGCCUCGCGCACCGCCCGCGUGUACGGGCUCAUGCGACACAGCGAGGGGGGCACAGAGGAGGCGGAUGAAGCAGAGGGUAAAGAGGAUGCUAGGUAG
Molecule: messenger RNA, 1440 nt
Organism: Closterium sp. Yama58-4
Lineage: Eukaryota; Viridiplantae; Streptophyta; Zygnematophyceae; Desmidiales; Closteriaceae
Source: the annotation of a GenBank genome assembly